UGUAAACUCUGUUAUUUAAUGUUUUAGGAGCAGAGGUGCAGAUAGAAGGUCUACUGUUUCCUAUUGUCUUCUGCAGGCGUCAAGCUACCCACCUUCCCUACUGCACCAAGGAUUCUGCAGCCCAUUGAGGACUCCAACAUGUUGCACGAUACUUCCACUGAAGAUGGAGCCACGUCUGACCAAGUGGAGCAUGCGGACAGUCCCCAGAGCAGUGAAAUGGCCACUCCUAGAUCUCAUCAUGCAGCGAGAGGUCAUGCGAGGGAUGGCUAUCGCUCCAGGUCCAACAGUAGGUCCAGUGGUGGAUCCAGCAUCAGGUCCAGGCACAGUGAUGGUGCGAGGUCCAGACAUGACGGGUCACGGCACAGGUCCAGACAUGAUGCCCGAUCUCGUAGUGAUGACGGAUCCCGUAGUGAUACCCCCGGUCCCCCGGCCAGGUCCAGACAUGAUGACGGAUCCCGUAGUGAUACCCCCGGUCCCCGGCCAGGUCCAGACAUGAUGACGGAUCCCGUAGUGAUA
Messenger RNA from Perca fluviatilis (European perch), 516 nucleotides. Its product is annotated as zinc finger protein 358-like. The transcript has 6 exons. NCBI's taxonomy places the organism in Eukaryota, Metazoa, Chordata, Actinopteri, Perciformes, Percidae. The record is from RefSeq and is a predicted model, not a curated record. The coding region runs from base 164 to 496 and encodes 110 amino acids.